Molecule: messenger RNA, 1892 nt
Organism: Uranotaenia lowii
Lineage: Eukaryota; Metazoa; Arthropoda; Insecta; Diptera; Culicidae
Exons: 2
Coding region: 76-1674 (532 amino acids)
Molecular function (GO): RNA-DNA hybrid ribonuclease activity; nucleic acid binding
Source: RefSeq, a predicted model, not a curated record
AUCUUAUACAGCUUGCUUUGUGAGAAACAUCUGAACUUUGCUCACGGAGAUAUUGCAGUUAGAAGAACCUCUUACAUGGGCCUCCCGCAGGGUUCAUGCUUGAGUCCACUUUUGUACAACUUUUACGUAAGUGACAUCGACAGUUGUCUCUCUGAAGGCUGCACUUUAAGACAACUUGCAGAUGAUGGCGUAGUAUCUGUAACAGGUGAUACUGAGUUACAUCUGCACAGACCUUUACAAGAUACUUUAGACAGAUUGUCUUCCUGGGCUUUGGGGCUUGGGAUCGAGUUCUCUCCAGAGAAAACGGAGUUAGUAGUUUUCUCUAAAAAACAUAGACCAGCUCAACCACAGCUCCAAUUUCUUGGCAGAACGAUCACUCAAUCGAGGUGUUUUAAGUAUCUUGGGGUUUGGUUUGAUUCCAAAUGUACCUGGAGAGCACACAUUGAGUAUCUGAAAGGAAAAUGCCAACAGAGAAUCAAUUUUCUCCGAUCAAUCACUGGCACCUGGUGGGGAGCCCAUCCAGAAGAUCUUUUAAAAUUGUAUCGAACAACUAUUCUUUCAGUGAUGGAAUAUGGUAGCUUCUGUUUCCAGUCGGCUGCCAAAACUCACCUCAUCAAACUCGAGCGUAUCCAAUACCGUUGUCUUCGCAUCGCUUUGGGCUGUAUGCCCUCAACGCACAACAUGAGUCUUGAAGUUUUGGCAGGAAUACUCCCUUUGAAAGAUCGAUACAAUCUACUAUCACUUCGGUUCCUCAUCAGGUGUGAGGUCAUGAACCCAUUGGUGAUCGUUAAUUUUGAAAGGUUACUAGAGCAAAAUCUUCAUACCAGAUUUAUGUCUAUAUACCAUGUCCUCAUGUCAAUGCAGGUAAACCCUUCUUCGUACUCUCCAACUCGUGUUUUCAGCCCAGACUACGAUAAUUCUUCUGUCCAGUUUGAUUUGUCUAUGCAGCAGGAUAUUCGUGGAAUCCCGGAUUCGCAUCGCCCACUUCUGAUUCCAAAAAUUUUCGAAGCUAAAUAUAGACACGUCGAUGCUGACAAAAUUUACUUUACCGAUGGGUCUCUAAUUGAGGAAUCAACGGGAUUUGGAGUUUUCAACGAAACAACUAGCGCCUCUUAUAACCUCCAGUCACCAUGCUCUGUAUAUAUAGCAGAGUUAGCUGCUAUUCACUGGGCCUUGGAGAGCAUCGCCUCACGGCCUGUUGGGCACUACUACAUUGUAACGGAUAGUCUAAGCUCAGUUGACGCAAUACACUCAAUACGACCGGGAAAGCACUCGCCGUUCUUCCUAGAGAAGAUACGGGAUAUUUUGAGUGCUUUAACAAGACGUCGCUUUUCAAUCACCUUUGUUUGGGUUCCCUCUCAUUGCUCGAUAGUGGGCAAUGAGAAGGCAGACUCUCUGGCAAAGGUGGGGGCGACGGAAGGCGACACGUAUCCACGUGAAAUCGUCUUCAACGAAUUCUACUUCUUGGUACGAGGGAACUCUCUUGUCAACUGGCAGCGCAAAUGGGACGAGGAUGAGGAUGGUCGGUGGCUCCACUCGAUUAUCCCAAAGACGCGGUACUCUAUCGUUUUGACAUUGCUGGCAGCAAUUUGUGUAGUUGCGGCCAAGGUUACCAUGACAUCGAGCAUAUUGUUUGGUCGUGUGAGGUCCAUCUUGUCGCCAGAACGAAUUUAAUAGACUCCCUUAGGGCCCGAGGAAAACCACCUAAUGUUCCAGUGAGAGAUGUACUAGCUGUGCUAGAUUUGGACUAUAUGUUAGAAAUCUACCUUUUUCUAAAAGCUAUCGAUCUUCGUCUAUAAUUUCUUUUUUAUUUUCAUAUUUCCCUUUCUAUCUUCCUUUCUCCUCUCACAAAGUGUUAAGUUAAGAAAUCAAUUGUAAACAACCAAAAUCGA